Messenger RNA from Scylla paramamosain (green mud crab), 2493 nucleotides. It is a transcript of the gene noc, whose product is annotated as zinc finger protein Noc-like. Gene Ontology annotation, biological process: negative regulation of DNA-templated transcription. The transcript is spliced from 2 exons. Gene Ontology annotation, cellular component: nucleus. Lineage: Eukaryota; Metazoa; Arthropoda; Malacostraca; Decapoda; Portunidae. The record is from RefSeq and is a predicted model, not a curated record. The coding region runs from base 234 to 1691 and encodes 485 amino acids.
CGGCUGGCAGCGUGGCGCGGGGUCCGUGGUGAGGCGUGUGUGUCGACCGUCGCGUCACGGGUGCGGACCGUGACGUCACUCCAACCAGGCUCCAGCUCACGCGGCCCGCCACCUCCCCAGUACCAGUAGAGACGCCGUUGUGUAAAGACGUUGGCUCUGUGCCUCUUUGUGCUCUAGUGCUCCUUGGAAUAUUUUUUUUGAAGGGAUACAGUGUUCACAAAAAUCCUGCGCUAAUGGUGGUUCUCGAGUCCAAAGGGAUGUUGACUGCAGGCAGUAAUCAAUAUUUACAACCGGAUUACCUGUCUCCACUCCCCACCACGCUGGACGCCAAAAAGUCACCCCUCGCGCUCCUGGCGCAGACAUGCUCGCAGAUCGGCGCGGACUCCUCCAAGCCGCUGCCCGCUGACAAGAAGAAAGACGAGGACAAGAAGGAGAAGUCGCCGCCCACGCCCCUCGAGGCCACGCGGCGCUCACCCGCCUUCAAGCCCUACGAGAGCGCCGCCAAGAAGGCCAUGGCGGAGGAGGGCGGCGACGACAAGCCCACGGGCGGCCGCAAGACGCCAGCCAGCCAGCCCUCCAGCGCGCGGCCGCCCUCCUCCUCCAGCGGCGGCUCCUCCUCCGCCGCCGCCGUCAAGGAGGAUAGUGGGCGCCGCAGCACCGAGGCGAGCGUGACCUCGUCAGCCUCCACCACGCCCAUCAUCAGGUCGGGCUUGGAGGUGCUGGCGGGCCACCCCAAAGACGUGCCCCUCGGCACCUACCGCACGGGCAUGCCACACCUGCUGCCGCCAGGCUACCCCGGCCUGGAGAGCCACCCCGCUCUGCGCGGCGCCCACCCGGGCCUCAUGCCCGGCCUGGGCCUGCCCGGUCUGCCCUCCUCUCUCGCCUCCGUCUACCCCGGCGCCUCUGCCGCCGCCCUCUACACCACCACAGGCCUCCCCUCCUCGGCAGGGCUCUCCCCAUCCCUGCUGGGCUCGCCCUACCUGACCUACACCCGCGUCAAGACAGCAGGCGGCGGCGAGGCGGUGGUGCCCGUGUGCCGCGACCCCUACUGCACGGGCUGCCCCUACUCCGUGCAGAACAACCACCUGCUGCAGAGCGGCGGCGCCUGUCCGCCCUCGUGCACGCAGUGCGAGCAGGCCAAGGCGGCCCUCAGUGCCCUGCCCGGCCUGUCCUCCCUGCCCUCCUCCUCCAUCGUGCCCGCCUCCAGCCUGCUGCCGCCCACUUCGGUGGCCGCCGCCGCCGCAGCCUCGCUGUACUCGCCCUCCGCCUCCUCGCUGCUGACGGGGCCGCACCGCCCCUACGUGUGUAACUGGAUAGUGGGCGAGACGUACUGCGGCAAGCGCUUCGCCACCUCUGAGGAGCUGCUGCAGCACCUCCGCACCCACACCAGCGUCACGGCGCCAGACUCCUCCUCCCUCAGCCUGCUCUCCAACCCUCUGCACGCCCACGCCGCCCUGCUGGGAUCCGCCCACUCCGCCCUCUCCCGCCCCGGCAUGGCCUACCCGCCCCCAGCCCUCUCCCCGCUCACCGCCUCCCGGUACCACCCCUACAGCAAGCCCACUGCCCUCACGACUACCUCUGCCCUCACGCCCACGCUGCCAGGCCUCUCCCCCUACGCCUCUGCCCUCUCGGCCUACCCCCCGGGCUACCCCUCUCCCUACGCCGGCCUGUACCCGAGGCCGCCCCUCUGAUGUGCCCCGGGGCGCUAGUUGGGGGAGGGGGGUUCACUCAUAUCAGGUGCUAUAAUCAAAAGUCCCGCCCUUGAGGCCACUGUGCCAAAGCAUCUGCUUUACAGUCAGCAGCCGGGCGGAGGAGGGGCGCGUGGCCAGUAACUCUAGGGGCGAGGCGCGCCCCUCCUUGGGGGGAGGGGCCGCGGCGCCCCUCGCCCUCCAGUAAAUUCUCGGCCGCAACAAGACGCAUCACUUCCCUCUUGGCGACCACUUUGUGCACGAGAACUGUUUGUGUUGACUGUGAUAGCCUAAGUUUGUACAUAACAACAAUGUAAAUAUUUUUCUCGGUGGUGAAUAUGUAUAUGAAAAUUAUUUGGAAUUAUGCCUAAUUAUUAUUAAAUAUAUGAGUUUUCUAAGAGAGAUCUGAAGAGUUUUGAUUAACCUGGUCGAGACAGUGAACCAGUGAAGGCUGUGAGCGCCGCGACCACCACCACCACCACCACCACGAGGACCGACCCAACCAAACCAACGCGAAGCAAAAGACAAACACACGAGCGAGCGAGCGAGUGGAAAGGAAAAGAAAGAACGAGUUGGACACACAACCAGUCACUAUUCUCAUCAAGUGUUGUUGUUAUAUUUGCUGCCUUCAUGAGUCUUCAAAGUUAAUCAACAUAUAUAUAUUUUUUUUCCUUUGUGCACAAGAAACAUAUCUAGUCUGCUCAAAGCUGAAGGAAAACAAUACUAUGUGCAAGUUUGUCUGUUCCACAACAUCUCACUACAAUAUAAUCUCUAUGAAGUGCACACAAUAAAGCAGAAAGUCCAA